UGCUUCUUUCUGCCCCUUCCCCUAUGAAUUUGUCCCUCCUCCUCUCUCCAAUUCCCUUUCUCUAUUUUCUCUACUCUAGCCAGCUGGUUUCCUGUUUUUCUCUUUUCCCAGGCUUCUGUCUCUUUAUUUUCUUUUUUCUUCCUGAUUCCUUGUCUUUAUUCCCCUCCAGCCCUGAAUCUAUGUGUGUCUCCUUGUCUUUCUCUCAUCUCUCUCUCUUUCUUUUUUCUUGGUCUCUAGGUGUCCCUGUCUCUUUUUGCCGUUCUCUCCAUCUCUUUCUCCCUUCCCCUUUUCUUAUUCUUCAGCUCUGUAUUUUGGUCUCUCUUUGCCUUCCUCUUUGUCUCUGGCUAUCUCUGUCUCUCCUAGUCUUUCUCCUCAUCUCUUUCUCUCUCCUCCAUCCCACUCCCCCCACUCUUGUUCUUGAGCUCUGAGUCUGUCUCUCCUUGUCUUUUUAUUUCUCUCUGUGUGUAUGUCGUUCUCUUUCUCUCUCGGUCUCUCCCUCCCUCACUUUCUCUGCUCCUGCCUCUGCUUGCUCUGUGCCUCCCUCCCCAGCUCGCCUGCUCUCUCUGCUCUGCUCCGCUCUGCUCUCCUCCCUGCCUGCCCGAGCAGCCGGUUCAUGGGGAAUGUGAAUGAUUGUCCUGAGGGACAUUUGAUGGAUUAGAGAGCUAAACAGUUCCAUUGCGAGAGGACCACCUGAUCUCCAGCCUGCGUCCCAUAUAAAGCCGGCAGCCGGACUGCUGAGCUCAGCGAGUGUGCCAGGCAGCGCCGCCUCCCCUCCCCUCCCCUCCCCUCCUCUCCUCUCCGCCCGGGCCCUCCCUGCCUCGCUGCCUAGGGACCGCAUGCGGGUAGUGCAGGGAGCUGUCCAGUGCUGAAGAGCCCGCUCUGUAAGGCAACAGCAUCCACUUUCCUCCAGCCUGCAGCCCCUGUAUCCCCAAGCCUUCCCCCCUCCCCUCCCAAGGCCCCACUGAAGUUCCCCGCCGGGCCGACUCUGGCUCCGGCUCAGCACAGCACCAUGCCCCGCUCCUUCUUGGUGAAGAAGAUCAAAGCAGAUGCCUUCCAGUGUAGCAGCGUCCCAGCUCCCAGCUACCACCCCCUGGGAUCCGCAUAUGUGCUGCCGGGCUCCAGGGGGGCAGCCGGCCCCGCCGGGGACAGCGGCUAUGCUCCACACUGCCUUCCGCCCCCCAGCUAUGACAGCGAAAAGAAGGCGGGGCUGGAACUGGCGCCGUCGGAAGCUGCGUACCCCCCAGCUACUGAGGAGUACAGCGACCCCGAGAGCCCUCAGUCGAGCCUGUCGGCGCGCUACUUCCGAGGGGAGGCGGCGGUGACGGACAGCUACUCCAUGGAUGCCUUCUUUAUCUCAGACGGGCGCUCCCGGAGGCGCGGGGCUGGGGACGCUCGGGGGGCUGGGGGCGGGAACGGGCCUGGGGGAACUGGGGGUGGAAGCGGGGGGCACCGACAUUCGUGCGGUGAGUGCGGCAAGACGUACGCCACGUCGUCCAACCUGAGCCGGCACAAGCAGACACACCGCAGCCUGGACAGCAAGCUGGCGCGCAAGUGUCCGACGUGCGGCAAGGCCUACGUAUCCAUGCCGGCUCUGGCCAUGCACGUGCUCACGCACAACCUGCGCCACAAGUGCGGCGUCUGCGGCAAGGCGUUCUCCCGCCCCUGGCUGCUGCAGGGCCACAUGCGCUCUCACACAGGCGAGAAGCCCUUCGGCUGCUCCCACUGUGGCAAAGCGUUCGCUGACCGCUCUAACCUGAGAGCGCACAUGCAGACGCACUCGGCCUUCAAGCACUACAAGUGCCGCCAGUGCGAGAAGACCUUCGCGCUUAAGUCCUACCUCAACAAGCACUGCGAAGCCGCCUGCUUCAAAGGCGCUGAGCACGCUUGCACCGCCUCCGCCGCCGCUCUGGACAACUGAUUCAGCCCCACCCUCCCGGCCAGGCCCUGCCCGCUCUCCCCUCCUAAAGCUCUCUCGGAGCCCAGGCCCGAUCCCGCUACAGUUCAGUUCAAACUCCGCCCUUUCUCCAUCCCUAGCUCUAACCUGUUCCCUUUAUAAACCCGACCCAGUCUUUUUCCCCGGUCCCCACUUGCUCUACCUAAUUCCUCCCGUUAGCAUAAAUGAUAGCCUUUCCCCCAACUAAGGCCUGGCCCAAACUCUCCCUGCCCUACUCCUCCCUUUACAAUACAGGGACAGCAUAGUCUAAGGACCGCAUGUCUUCUUCCCCAGGCCCUCUCAGACCCAAACCCAACCUCUGAAGCUCAGUCCCCGCGAGCCCCAAGCCUUCUCCAGGAACACAACCUUCUUUUCCUGGCCAGGACCCACUUUCCCCUCCCAGGCAUUCUUCCUCACCUUCCCUGACAUCUCUUUCUAUUUCUUUUCUUCUUCAUUAGUCCCCCUUUCCCACUUUUUUUUUUUUUUACUGCUUUCCCCAACUUCUCCGGGUGACCUCGGGAGGUGAAGCUCGGAGCAGAAUGGGCUCCUGGGGUCUGGGGGCUCAGGAUCCUGCUGCUCCCUCCUGCUCCCCUUGCCACCAGCUCAGGGAAAGGGCAGGUUCCCUUCCCCAGUUGUAAGUCCUCUUUUCCCACACUUCUUUCCCUUCCUCUCUGAGCACUUUCCCACUACCCCCCAGUUUCCAGGGGGAGAGAGGGGAGGCCUGGGUCUCUCUGGAGCAGUACCAGAGAGUUAUUUAUUUAUUUGUAUUUAUCUAUUUAUUUAUUUAUUUAUUAUUCCCUCCGAAAUGGGAGUAUCCCUCUAUGGGAAGGUGAGGCUCUCCAGCUGGACUGGAGAUUCUGGCAAGGCUUCUUAGAAGGUGAGGCCCUGACUGAAAGGACUUGAGGAUCUGGCUAGGAGUGAAAGGAAAGCACUUCUCUGUGUGUCUAACCUGGGGAUAUGGGAUGAAGUGAGAAAGGGGUCACUUAAGAAAGAUGAUCUUCAAUACAACCUCAGCGUCUGCCCUAAAAAAGGUCUGUGGGUGCUGACGCAGGCACACACACACAGAGCCAACCCCUUGAUCUGUGCAAGGUUGGCAGGCUCCAAUAUUCUCCCCUCAUUCUCCUUGACCCAAUUCAUGCCUUGCCCGAAAAGCUCGGGGCAGAAAAAGGGAAAGACUGGAGGGUUCGUGGGGCAGGUCCCCACUGCAACUCCUCCAAGAAGCCCACCAGGAUUGCCCUGCCUAUGAAAAGUCCUAAUUCAUAUUUGUUCUUUAUGCUGUUUGUGGAGGGAAGUGGAGCCUCCAGAGGACUGGGGUGAGGUGGGGCAAUCCCUGGGGUUAAGGGAAGAGGCCACAGCUGCCCCAAACCCACACCCAUCCCACUUAUUGCCCGCACACCUUUGAAAUGAAAGGCAGGAGGCCGCCUUCCAAGUCUAUGCAACUUUCCCAGCAGAAAGGGGUCCCGAACCCCUAAAGGGGCCAGCCCCCAGCCAGGACCUCACAUCCUGCCUCCUACCUCCCCUGAUGGCGGCGCAAAACGGCCGGUGCCCUCUCUCUAGAGCCACCGUGCCCACACCCUUUGCAUGCCUGCAGAGGUAUCACAAGCACACGGCCCCGCCCAGGGCCCUCUUCCCCCUCCCCUGCAGGGCCGCACACGCCUCCGUAGUGCAUGGGCCCCAAACCCCGCUUUAAGCACACGUUUCCGUCCCGCAUCUCCCCCCCCCCCCCCCCGCAAUAGCUUCACACCCAGAUAGUAGGAAGAGGAGUCCCUAUUCAUUUCCCCCCCCAACCCCCCCGGGACACGGGGUGGGCUUCCCCAAAUGGAAAGGUUCAGCUCUCAAGUACUAGGAGGGGAGGGUAGCAGAGAGAGAGUUAUUGUAAUCUUUUUCUCUCCGAUGUUAUAGCAGAUUGCAUUGGAAAGAGCCCCGGACAGGGAAUCAACAGACCUGGGUUCUAGUCACUGCUCUCUGCCGUGUGACUUUAGGCAAGUCACAGAACCUCUCCAGACCUCAGUUUCCUCAUCUGUAAAAUGAGGGAGUUGGAUUAGACAGCCUUUACUUUCCAGCUCUGACCGUCUAUGGUUCUAGGCCCUUCCCUGGGAAGAGAGACUGGGGUGCAGGGCGGGGGGAGGAGGGUAUUGUAGAAUCGAUUCCCAAUGUGUGUUUAUAUUGUAAAUAGGAACUUCCAACAGCAAUAAUUUUCCAUGCAUGUUCGGCUUUUUGGCCAGAUUUUGUACAAGCGCCUAGCGCUCCCCACUCCCGCCCCCAACCCUUUCCUGCGCGGGCCAUUACUUCAAGGCUCUCUUGCCCCGCCCCCGCCGGCAGUAUUACUUGUAAUGCAAUUCAGGGAUAAUAAAGAAACUUCAGCCACUUA
Molecule: messenger RNA, 4304 nt
Organism: Antechinus flavipes (yellow-footed antechinus)
Lineage: Eukaryota; Metazoa; Chordata; Mammalia; Dasyuromorphia; Dasyuridae
Gene: SCRT2
Product: scratch family transcriptional repressor 2
Exons: 2
Coding region: 1010-1918 (302 amino acids)
Biological process (GO): regulation of DNA-templated transcription
Molecular function (GO): RNA polymerase II cis-regulatory region sequence-specific DNA binding; DNA-binding transcription factor activity, RNA polymerase II-specific
Source: RefSeq, a predicted model, not a curated record